AUGGAGAAUAGCACAGAAGUGACAGAGUUUAUCCUCUUGUGAUUAACAGAUGACCCCAAUCUUCAGAUACCCCUCCUCCUGGCAUUUUUAUUCAUCUACCUCAUCACCCUGCUUGGGAAUGGGGGAAUGAUGGUGAUCAUCCACUCAGACUCCCAUCUCCACACUCCAAUGUACUUUUUCCUCAGUAACCUCUCCCUUGUAGACUUGGGUUACUCAUCAGCUGUAGCCCCCAAAACGGUGGCUGCAUUGCAGUCAGGGGACAAGGCCAUCUCCUACAAUGGAUGUGCAGCUCAGUUCUUCUUCUUUGUGGGGUUUGCCACUGUUGAGUGCUACCUCCUGGCCUCCAUGGCCUAUGAUCGCCAUGCAGCGGUAUGUAGGCCUCUUCAUUACACCACCACCAUGACAGCAGGUGUGUGUGCCCUCCUUGCUACUGGUUCCUAUGUCUCUGGCUUCCUCAAUGCCUCUUUCCAUGCAGCAGGCACCUUCAGACUCUCCUUCUGUGGUUCUAAUGAGAUUAAUCAUUUCUUCUGUGACAUUCCCCCACUCCUGGCUCUCUCAUGCUCUGACACACGCAUCAGCAAGUUGGUGGUCUUCUUUGUGGCAGGCUUCAACGUCUUUUUCACCCUCCUGGUCAUCCUUAUUUCUUACUUCUUCAUAUGCAUCACCAUUCAGAGGAUGCAUUCUGCUGAAGGGCAGAAGAAAGUCUUCUCCACCUGUGCUUCCCAUCUCACUGCUUUGUCCAUCUUCUAUGGCACAAUCAUCUUCAUGUACUUACAGCCCAACUCCAGCCAGUCCGUGGACACAGACAAAAUAGCCUCUGUGUUUUACACAGUGGUGAUUCCCAUGCUGAAUCCCUUAAUAUACAGCCUUAGGAACAAAGAAGUGAAAAGUGCUCUCUGGAAAAUACUCAACAAACUUUACCCCCAAUAUUAA
Gorilla gorilla gorilla (western lowland gorilla) is the source of this 933-nucleotide messenger RNA. It is a transcript of the gene OR5B21, whose product is annotated as olfactory receptor family 5 subfamily B member 21. Gene Ontology annotation, biological process: G protein-coupled receptor signaling pathway. Gene Ontology annotation, molecular function: G protein-coupled receptor activity; olfactory receptor activity. NCBI's taxonomy places the organism in Eukaryota, Metazoa, Chordata, Mammalia, Primates, Hominidae. Gene Ontology annotation, cellular component: membrane. The transcript has a single exon. The record is from RefSeq and is a predicted model, not a curated record.